Molecule: messenger RNA, 2563 nt
Organism: Heterocephalus glaber (naked mole-rat)
Lineage: Eukaryota; Metazoa; Chordata; Mammalia; Rodentia; Bathyergidae
Gene: Kel
Product: Kell metallo-endopeptidase (Kell blood group)
Biological process (GO): protein processing
Cellular component (GO): plasma membrane
Molecular function (GO): metalloendopeptidase activity
Source: RefSeq, a predicted model, not a curated record
AACAGGCUCCACCCAGAGCCCAACAGUGCCUGUGUCUGGGGACACAGUGGGAGAGGGACAGAAGUGCUCCUUCUCCAGGAACAUGGAACUGGGCCUGGGGAGAAGGGAGGCCAUUUCCUCCAUGCCAGCCCUCAGCACCAGCACCUAGAGCAGAACCAGGAAGGAUCCUGGGAGCAAAGGACAGACAGAUGCACCCCUUCCUCAACCAGCUUCCCUCCUCCUCCUUCCUCCAUGCACUUCAGGAUGGUGGGGACAAAAGCAGGCAGGGGCCAAGGGGACCAAUCCAGGCCAGAGGAAUGGCGCCUUCCUCCCGCCAGGAGAGCUCCCCAGAAGAAGGGCUACCCACUAAGUGGAGCCGACGGUGGGCAAUGGCCGGAUGGGCGCUGCUGACUCUCCUGCUUUUGGGCCUGCUCCUUGGUUCUUCUGUGCUUUGGUUCUACGUCUUCGGGAACUGUGGUCCUCCCCCCUGUGAGACACCUGUGUGUUUGCAUCUUCUGGACUAUUACCUGGCAUCUGGGAACAGCAGUGUAGCCCCCUGCAACAACUUCUUCAACUUUGCCUGCGGAGAGCCUGGAAAGACCAUUAAUUCUUUUCAUGCUCUUGAAGAUGAAAACAAAAGACUACUGAGGAGAGUUCUGGAAGCCCCAGGGUCCUGGCACCCUGGCUCAGGAGAAGAGAAAGCCUUCCAAUUCUAUGGCUCCUGCAUGGACACAGAUGCCAUCGAAGCUGCAGGAACUGGUCCCCUCAAACAAGUUAUUGAGGAGCUUGGAGGCUGGAACAUCUCUGGCAAAUGGACUUUCUCUGACUUUAACCAAACUCUGGCACUUCUGAUGAGUCAGUAUGGCCACUUCCCCUUCUUCAGAGCCUAUCUGAGGACUCAUCCUUCCCCUCCACAUGCACCAGUCAUCCAGAUAGACCAGCCAGAAUUUGAAGUUCCCCUCAAGCAAGAGCAGGAGCAGAAGAUCUACGCCCAGAUCAUUCGGGAGUACUUGGCUUACCUACAGCAGCUGGGAACACUUCUGGGAGGUGACCCAGAGAAAGUGCAACAACAUGCCUUCUUGUCCAUCUCCAUUACCUCACGGCUGUUUAAGUAUCUGCGGCUCCUGGAGCAGCGGCAGUCACAGGACAAGCUCUUCCAUGUGCUCACUAUUGAGCAGCUUCAGGAAAUGGCCCCUGCCAUCGACUGGUUAUCUUGUUUGCAAGAGACGUUCAAACCGAUGUCCCUGAGCCCCUCCCAGGCCCUUGUAAUCCAUGACCUGGAUUAUUUGAGAAACAUGUCACAACUGGUACAAGAAGAGAUGCUGAAGCACAGGGAUGUUCUGCAGAGUCACAUGAUCUUGGGGCUGGUGGAGACCCUUACUCCAGCAUUAGACAGUAAAUUCCGGGAAGCACGCAGAGAGCUGAGCCAGAAAUUGCAGGAGCUGACAGAGCAACCACUCAUGCCAGCUCACCCGCGGUGGAAGAAGUGCGUAGAAGACACAGGAGCCUUCUUCGAGCCCACCCUGGCGGCACUGUAUGUCAAGGAGGCCUUUGGCCCAGGCACCCAACGUGCUGCCAUGAAAUUAUUCACUGAGAUCAAGGAUGCCCUAAUAGCACGCCUCAAAAAGCUUUCCUGGAUAAGUGAGAAGAGCCAGAAAGAGGCCCAGGACAGGGUCACCCAACUACAGGUGAAAAUAGGGGCACCGGACUGGGUCCUGAAGCCAGAGCUGGCCAGACAGGAGUACCAAGAUAUACAAUUUGGACCCAGCUUCCUGCAGUCUGUCCUGAGCUGUGUCAAAUCUCUCCGAGCAAGAAAUGUCCAGAGCUUCUUGCAACCCUCGUCCCAUCACAGAUGGCAGGUGUCACCCUGGGGAGUCAAUGCUUACUAUUCCAUAUCUGACCAUGUGGUGGUCUUCCCAGCUGGACUCCUUCAACCUCCAUUCUUUCAUGCUGGCUACCCCAGAGCUGUGAAUUUUGGUGCCACUGGCAGCAUCAUGGCCCGUGAGCUGUUGCACAUCUUCUACCAGCUCUUACUCCCAGGGGGUUGCCCAGCCUGUGACACACAUGCCCUGCAGGAGGCACUCCUAUGUCUGGAGCACCAUUAUGAUGCCCUCCUGUUACCCAGCAGAUCCUCCCUCAAUGGCUCGCAAACAUUCUUGGAGAAUGCUGCGGAUGUCGGGGGGCUGGCCAUUGCAUUGCAGGCAUACAGCAAGAGGCUAUUAGAGUACCGUGGGGAGACCACGCUGCCCAACCAGGACCUCAGCCCCCAUCGGCUCUUCUUCCGAAGCUAUGCCCAGGUGAUGUGCAGAGAGCCCAAUCCGCAGGACAUUCAGGACAUUCACAGACCCCCCAGCCUUCGAGUCAACGGACCCCUCAGCAGCAUCCCGGCCUUUGCCAGAUAUUUUGGCUGUCCACACGAUGCCCUCAUGAACCCCUCCAGACGCUGCCAGCUGUGGUGACUUGACCACCAGGAGAUUUCAGAACAGGUGUAUCAACAGAUCUGUAUCCCAUCAAGAGCAUCAAGGCAUAGUCUCUUUUUCCUUUCCCUUGCAAAAAUAAAACCCACUACUUGGCUAUUGCCAUU